GCACUGGCCAGUGCUGUUUCUUCAGCACUACCUAUACCGCUAGUUUUCUAUAUCUGAGUUCCCCUUCAAGUGUUCAUUUGAAUUUUUAAAAUGCUAUUUUUACCCAAUAAGUCUAGCCUCUGAGGUCUUUAAAAAGGUGUGUUAGUAGUGUAUGCUAUAAGGCUUUGAGUGCAUAAUGAAAAUUCAAGUAGACGCCGAAAUUUAUAAACCAUAGAAAAUGUGGGAGCAAAUGACAGAAUAUUUGAAAGACCCACACUUAGUUGCGAAAAUCCAAAAUUUUUUUGGGGUCGAAAUACAUCGCAAUGCGAAUUUUGAAGCGGAACAGAAAAAAGUAGAGAGAGGAACAUCUGAUCUCAAUGAAAAAAAGAAUGGCGUCAAUAUUGCAAACAUUUAUAUAAAUAGAUAUCUUGCAAAUGAACCAAGUUCUAGUGACGAAGAAGUGGCAUGGAAAGAAAUUUUACAUAAGCGGAAGGAUUAUGAUUCCAGCAGUGGAGAAAUCACGGCUACAUCAGAUUCCGAGCCGCACAAAAUUAGAAUCAAAAAUCACUUUUGGUAUUACUUGUUUAUCUUUGGCACUGAACUAGGAGAUGAAAUUUUUUAUUGUUCUUUUAUACCAUUUUGGUUUUGGAACAUAGAUGGUGCAGUUGGACGUAGAGUGGUUCUUGUCUGGGCCAUAGUUAUGACAAUUGGACAAGCAUUGAAAGACAUUCUUUGCUGGCCAAGGCCAGCAUGUCCACCGGCUGCUAGGUUGCAAAGUAAAUGGUCUCAGGAAUAUGGAAUGCCAUCGACUCAUGCAAUGGUCGGUGUUUCGAUACCAUUUAGCGUCGUACUUUUUACGAUGAAUCGAUAUAUAUAUUCACUUCCAGUCGGCAUUUUAAUUGCUACUAUGUGGUGUGCAUUAAUAUGCACGAGUCGAUUAUACCUCGGGAUGCAUACUGUACUGGACUUAAUAGUCGGACUCAUAUUAGCAAUUGCAUUAAUGGUUCCAUUAGUACCUUUAGUAGAUACAACUGACUAUUACUUUUUGACAAAUGGUUGGGCGUUAUCAGUUUUGAUAGCAAUUACUAUUGCCACAGUUGUUUACUAUCCACAUAGUGACAAGUGGACACCAACUAGAGGGGACACCACGAUGGUAGUUGCUGUCACAACUGGUGUACAUGUAGGAGCAUGGCUGAAUUACAAAAUAGGAGCUUUAUCUGCUUCACCACUUCCUCCUCCAUACAACAUUAUUUGGCCAUCUUAUCCCAUGUUGGGCCGAACAGUUCUAAGGACAAUUCUGGGGUUUUCCUGUGUUAUUGCCACAAGAGCAAUUUGCAAAACCUUUAGUUAUGCCACAAUGUGUGCCAUACUUAGAGUCAACUCAAAGGAGCUCAAAAACAGCGAAAACUCAUUGCAGAAUAAAAACAAAGUCCUCGUCGAUCUAGUUUAUAAAUAUAUAACUUGUUUCAUGAUAGGAUUCAAUACUGUAUAUCUUUUGCCUAAUGUUUUUACGAUGAUAGGUAUUGAAAGACCGACUUUUUACACCGAAAUAUAA
Molecule: messenger RNA, 1534 nt
Organism: Belonocnema kinseyi
Lineage: Eukaryota; Metazoa; Arthropoda; Insecta; Hymenoptera; Cynipidae
Product: sphingosine-1-phosphate phosphatase 1-like
Exons: 5
Coding region: 218-1534 (438 amino acids)
Biological process (GO): phospholipid dephosphorylation; sphingosine metabolic process
Cellular component (GO): endoplasmic reticulum membrane
Molecular function (GO): sphingosine-1-phosphate phosphatase activity
Source: RefSeq, a predicted model, not a curated record